GAUGACAGUUUGUUUUUUCAAAUUUGACAUUCUAUUUUUUCGUGAAAUCUAAAAUAAAAUCACCAUGAACUUCGAUUCCGAUGAUCUGUACAAAUGGAUUGACAGUCAUACAAUCACCAGGCAAAAACGAAACCUCAAUCGUGAUUUCUCAGACGCCCUUCCUUUGGCAGAAAUACUGAAAUUCCACUACCCGAAGAUAGUAGAUCUGCACAACUACAGUCCUAAGAAUUCUUUCGCGCAGAAGUUGGCGAACUGGGAGAUGAUAAACAAGAGGGUUUUGAAAAAACUAAAGAUCAAUUUAUCCUCGGAAGAAAGGGAACAUCUAGCUAAAGGCACGCCAGGCGCAAUUGAGAAGCUGCUCAGCAUCAUCAAAAUGAAAGUGGAGAACAAAGCCUCUGGAGACACCGACACCGAAAGCAGCAGGAUUUACUACCUAGAAAGUGGAUCAAAUUUCUCCUCCAGAGAGGGAAUCGUUCCAAUAAAAAUAAAAAAUGGGACCAAAGUGAUAGACCGGAAAAUGGUCCCCAACCAAAUUUUCGACAAAAUGGAAAAAGAUCUUGCUGUUAAGGAAGAGACAAUUAGUGUGCUCAGAAGUAAGGUGGAUCAUUUGGAAAACUUAGUGAAAAUUAAAGAAGAGAGGAUAAAAGAUCUCACUCAGCAGUUACAAGCGGUUGUGAAUAACAAUUCGGGAUCUGAGUCUUCUUCGAAUAUGUUAUCCUCUAAAACGAGAUUUUUCAAUAAAAUAUUUCAAUAAAUUUUUCGGUUGAGA
Leptinotarsa decemlineata (Colorado potato beetle) is the source of this 769-nucleotide messenger RNA. Its product is annotated as sperm flagellar protein 1. NCBI's taxonomy places the organism in Eukaryota, Metazoa, Arthropoda, Insecta, Coleoptera, Chrysomelidae. Gene Ontology annotation, cellular component: axoneme. Gene Ontology annotation, biological process: regulation of cytoskeleton organization. The record is from RefSeq and is a predicted model, not a curated record. Gene Ontology annotation, molecular function: microtubule binding.